This is a messenger RNA of Rhinocladiella mackenziei CBS 650.93, 609 nucleotides long. RefSeq lists its product as uncharacterized. Gene Ontology annotation, molecular function: acyltransferase activity, transferring groups other than amino-acyl groups. The record is from RefSeq and is a predicted model, not a curated record. The coding region runs from base 1 to 609 and encodes 202 amino acids. NCBI's taxonomy places the organism in Eukaryota, Fungi, Ascomycota, Eurotiomycetes, Chaetothyriales, Herpotrichiellaceae. The transcript has a single exon.
AUGGCUUCCUUCUCCAUUCAUGCUCUUCCCAAUCCUGCUCUCGAUCAUGACACCCUUCUCGAGUAUUCUUCGCGGCUGAGGGCUCUUCGACUCAAUAGUUUGAAAUCAGACCCCAGCAGUUUCAUUUCGAGAUACGAGAGCGAGAUCACCCAACCUGAAGAGUUCUGGAUAAAGAGACUCACAAACCCAAGAGCCAUCCACGUGGUGCUUGUGCGCAACAAUCCAGACCAUCAGAAUACGGAUGAGAAGACCAAGUUGCUGGAAAGUCAGUGGGUUGGCUUCUUGGUCAUUGCUGCCCCAGACUACCAAAGAGCCGACAAUCAGGACAACGCACCACCCGAGUAUCUGAUGGCAGCCCUCUGGGUCGAUCCUGAUGUCCGUGGCCAUGGGCUUGGGAAGCGAUUGGUGCAGACAACCAUUGACACCGUCAAGAAGGAUGCGACGAGAGAAAAUGGAGCCUCUCCUUUCUGUGUGACAAGCGUCCGACAAGGUAAUGAUAAAGCUUUGAAAUUAUACCAGAGCAUAGGUUUCCGUAUCAUCGACCCCAACGAAAAGAUUGAAAAGGAAGGAAGAACGUACAUUGCAACAGCAAUGAGGAUUGAUGUAUAG